AUGGUUCGUCCGGUUACGAGGAGUAACCCAGGUUCAACGGGAUCUGCCCAAAACCCCUGUGGGUCGGAGUCGGGCGCUGCAGAAUCCAACAUACCGAGUGAUAGAGAUGCUGGGCACUCAACUGAAUCACGAGCAUCGGAGAAAGGAAUUCAGACUAGUUCAAAUCUUCUUCAGAAGUCUAUUGUCGAUGCUCUUUGUGCCGAGGAGACUCGUAAAAGGCUCGUGGAUGCUAUUGUUGACGUGAUCGUAGACAAUGUUACGCAAUCAGUCUACGACGCUGUUAAAUUGGAUCUUGAACAUCAAAAGAGCGAAAUAACAUCUCUGAGCAAAAAGGUCGAUGAACUUAGGAAAGAAAUCACGAGUCUCAAAUCUUCAUGUGAAAUCCAGGAACAAUAUAGUCGUCGAAGCUGUCUCCGGUUCCACGGCAUUCCAGAGAAGGAAGACGAAAACACGGACGAAGUCAUACGACAAGUGGUCAAUGAGAAGCUGGACAUCAAUCUAACAUCAACCGAUAUCGAUCGGAGUCAUCGUCUCACGUCGCGAUCAGGAAUGUCAGAAGGUGCCAAGCCUCGUGUCAUCAUCAUGAAGUUCGCUCGUUAUAACAUCAGGAAAAUGAUCUACAGUAACAGAGCAAAGUUGAAAGGAACUAAGAUUUUCAUCCAUGAAGACCUUACAAGACAUCGUCAGUCCCUCGUCAACGCUGCUAACAAAUCUGAUCUGAUAUCGAAGGUAUACACAACUGAUGGUAGAGUCAAAGCCCUUGUGAAGGCAACACAAAGAUGUAUAACUAUCACUUCUGAAAACCAAAUAGAAAAACUGUAG
This is a messenger RNA of Lytechinus pictus (painted urchin), 822 nucleotides long. RefSeq lists its product as uncharacterized. The record is from RefSeq and is a predicted model, not a curated record. The transcript has a single exon. Lineage: Eukaryota; Metazoa; Echinodermata; Echinoidea; Temnopleuroida; Toxopneustidae. Bases 1 to 822 code for a protein of 273 amino acids. Gene Ontology annotation, molecular function: single-stranded RNA binding. Gene Ontology annotation, biological process: retrotransposition. Gene Ontology annotation, cellular component: ribonucleoprotein complex.